This is a messenger RNA of Bursaphelenchus xylophilus (pine wood nematode), 4384 nucleotides long. Lineage: Eukaryota; Metazoa; Nematoda; Chromadorea; Rhabditida; Aphelenchoididae. The record is from the annotation of a GenBank genome assembly.
AUGAGAAUCGCGAUUAUCGGAAAGUCGGCGUUCGGCGCGGAUGUCUACAAACGGCUGAUCGAGAAUGGCCAUAACGUCGUUCUGGUGUGCACUGAGUUGGAUAAAAACGGACGAGCUGACCUUUUGGGUGAGUUUUUUAGUUUUAAAUAGUAUUUUUACAAUUUAGAGGGAAAUUGAGAGGAAAUCUUGGAAAAAAGUUGAAAAAUCAAUAAGAUUACUGAGUUUUCGGAGAAAAAAUUGGUGAAAAAUCCGAAGAUUAAAGAAUCAAAGACUUGAAAAAUCAAUUUUCUGUUGUCCUACAUUCUUAUUUUGGCUAAAAUUUGCAUAAAACUAAAAAAUGAUGACUCAAGAAAUUUCCGAUUUUUUCGACCAAAAAAUCGGUUAAAAUCUCAAAAAAAAAUUAGUAAUACCCCUGCAGGGCCCUGAAAAAUCAAUUUUCCUCCUUUUCCGACAAUUUUAUAACAAAAAAUUUGCAUAUUUUCCCUAAAAAUCGCAAUUUUUAGCCUUGGAAGCGGAGAAAAAUGGAACUCCCGUCAUCAAAUGUAAAUCCUGGCGUCGCAAAAACGCGCAAGGCAAAUUCGAAGUGAUCCCCGAGCUCUUCGAACAGUACAAGAGCUACAAACCCGACCUGAACGUCCUCCCCUUCUGCACUCAAUUUAUUCCGUCGGAAAUCCAGGACUACCCCAAACAUCGGACCAUCAUCUAUCAUCCGUCCAUUCUGCCGGCGCAUAGGUAAGGUUUUUGAGCGAUUUUUGGGCUGAAAAUGAUAUUAUGUGUAGCUUGAUUUUUGACAACACUGAUAGCUUGCUGAUUAUGGCAUAUCUUUUUUUUUUGAAAAAAAAAAUUGGUAAGGGGGGACCAAGGCAAUUUUUUGGAAUUUUCAGCGUGGUAGGAUAUUUUUUUGGGCUGAAAAUUAUGUGAUCUGUAGCUUGAUGAGCUUUGCUGACAAUAUGAAUCAGAAUUUGCUGAUUAUGGCAUAUCUUUGCAAAAAUUUUUUUGAAAAUUUGGUAAGGGGGGACCAAGGCAAUUUUUUUUGAAUUUUCACCGCGGUUGGACGAAUUUUUUGGGCUGAAAAUGAUGUGAUAUGCGCCUUGAUGAACUUUUUUUUCAACUCUGAUUAACGCUUUCUGAUUAUGGAAUAUCUUUGCAAAAAAAUUUUUUUUUUUUUGAAAAAAAUGAUGAGAGGGGACCAAGGCCAUUUUUUUGGAAUUUUCAGCGCGGUAGGACAGUUUCUUGGGCUGAAAUUGGGAUGAUGGGUAACUUGAUGAACUUUUCUGUCAGCUCUGAUUAACUCUUGCUGAUUAUGGCAUAUCUUUGCAAAAAUUUUUUUUGAAUAAUUGGUAAGGGGGGACCAAGGCAAUUUUUUUGGAAUUUUCAGUGCGAUAAUCCUCAAAUUUUGAUGACAUUUUGGAAAGAUACAAUGUAAAUUUUACUAUGGUAUGUAAGGAAUUUUUUUCUUGCGAUUUGCAGAGCUCAGAAAGAUUUUUUGGUCGAAAAAUUUCAAAAUUAAAAAAUUUUUUAAAUCUUGGAAUUUAAAAAAAAUUGUUUUUUUUCGGAAAUUUAUUGUCUACAUAGAAUUUUUUUAGACCUAAAAAUAUUUAAAAUGUAUUAAAAAUAAUUAAAAAUCAUUUCCAGAGGUGCCUCGGCCAUUUCCUGGACCUUAAUCGAGGGCGACGAAGAGGCCGGACUCUCCAUUUUCUGGGCCGACGAUGGCCUCGACACUGGCCCGAUCCUGCUCCAAAAGAAGUGCAAAGUGGAGGAGAACGACACGCUGAACACGCUCUACAAGCGUUUCCUCUACCCGGAGGGCGUCAAAGCCUGUGUUGAGGCGGUGAAGUUGAUCACCGACGGGACGGCCCCUCGAAUUGUGCAGCCCGAAGAGGGCGCCUCAUAUGAGCCCUACAUCACGGCCAAACCCGAGCUGGCCGAGAUCAAAUGGGACAAGCUGGACACGCAGCGCAAGCUGCACAACUUUAUUCGCGGCUGCGACUCGGUGCCGGGCGCCUGGACCACGCUGAACGGACAGAAGGUCCAGCUGUUCGGGUCGAGUUUGUGGAAAAGAUUUGAGGUUCCCGGCAAUGCCAAGGAAGUCAAGGCUGAAGGAGCGCCUGGAGGAGUGGUUUGGACGCACGAUAAAGGUAAAUCAAGUUGUUGAAAAAUCCAAAAAAAUGAAAAAAAAAAUUUUUUGGCCGAAAAAAAUUGAGGUAUCCCAAAAAAGGUCUUGAUUUUUUUGGAAUUUGGCCGAAAUUUAGCCUUUUCAGUCAAAAUUAGUUUUAUUUUCAAAAAAAAAAAAAAAAAAAAAAAAAAAUCAUUUUUUGCGAUAAAAAUUUCAGUAUCUAUCCUCAAUGAACAUUAAAAUAUACAUGCAAAAAUUCAAUUUUUUCCGAGCAAAAUUCGCAAAGAUAUAAGAAAAAAUUUUUUUUGUAUGACCGACUCUCCUCAUUUUUCGUGCUCUCUAAAAAAAUAUUAUUUCUCGGCUGCCGCUGACAAGAGCGAGCUGAAAUUUUCAGAGAGUGAUAUGAAGGUUAUUUAGUUUUUUACCCUCAAGGGACAUCUUUUUUUCAGAAAAAAAAAAUCAGAAAAAAAAAUUUUUUAAUCUCGGAAAAUAUGAGAAAAUAAGGAAAUUCCGGAUUUUUCCGGGAAAAAAACGACGAAAAAUCGAUGAACUAGACAGUCAGAGGCCUGAAAAAUAUAUUUACUUUGGUGGUCUGUUAUUUUACAUAGCAAACUUUGCAUAAAAUUGAAAAUUAAGGUCAAAAUCAUCAAAAAUUUUCGAAUUUCAAAAAAAAAUUAUUAUAAACCCCAUAAACGGCCAUGAAAUUUCCAGGUCUCCUCUUCAAAACCGCCGACGGUCGUUAUGUGAACGUUGAGAACCUGAAAUACGAGGAUGGCCGGAUGAUCAAGGCCAACAAAUUCGGAGCCACGACGAACGGCGUCGACGAAAAAGUGGAGCUCUCGGAGGAGGAGAAAAAGUUGGUCGAGCCCAUCCGCGCUGCCUGGUCGGACAUCUUGGGCGGCGCCAAGAUCACGGAGACCACCAACUUUUUCGAUGAGGGCGCAACUAGCGCCGACCUGACCCGGCUGGUAGAAGAAGUGAAGGAUAUUAGUGGAAUUGGCCUCGAAAAUGCCGAAGUUUAUAUGUGCCCAACGUUCGAGGAGUUUGUCACAGUCGUGGUGAAGAAAUUGCGGGGCGAUGACAAGCCCAAAAUCGAGUUUAAAAAGGUAAAUUUUUUGGGGUGGAAAAAUGGUAAGGGGGGACCAAGGCAAAUUUUCGGCGGAAAUUUAUUUUUCGGAUUUCGAUUAAAAAUUGUGAAAUUUGAGAGUGUCAAAGACGUACUUAAGAUUUUUAUCUGGCAUUUUGCAGAAACUCCGAGAAUUUUAGACCAAAAAAUAAAAAAAAAGAUUGAGAAAAAAAUGGUAAUGGGGACCAAGGCAAAAUUUUCGGCGGAAAUUUUUUUUCCGGAUUUCGAUAAAACUUUGCCCAAGUUAUGAGUAGAACCUAACGGCACAUUUCUGAACUUUUUAGCUCGCUCUUUGCAGAAUACACCGAGAUUUUUCGGAAAAAAAAUUGCGAAACACUCGAAAAAAUGGUAAGGGGGGACCAAGGCAAACUUUCUAAAAAAAUUUUUUUUGGAUUUCAUUAAAAAUUUGGUGCAAUUUGAGAGUAGCAUUUUCAAAGACGUUGUCAAGAUUUUUACCUGGCAUCUUGCAGAAACACCGAGAAUUUUAGACCAAAAAAUUUGAGAAAAAAUCGAAGAAAAUGGUAAGGGGGGACCAAGGCAAACUUUCCAAAAAAUUUUUUUCGUAUUUGGAUAAAAACUUGGUCAAUUUGAGAGUAGAACAUAAAAACACAUUUUUGAGAUUUUUAGCUCGCGCUUUUCAAAGCGCACCGAGAUUUUCGAAAAAAAAAAUUUUGAUUCUCAAAGUAAAACUUGGCUCAUUUUAGUUGGAACUUCACGUCAACAACAUGGACGUGGUGAUCCCAAUCCAAUCCCUGAUCAAUGGGGAAUUCACCGACUCCUCCACCGGCGAAACCAUGCCCACGAUUGAUCCCAGCACCGAGGAAGUCAUCUGCCACGUGCCCAAAUGCACUCCGGCCGACGUGGAUCGGGCGGUGCGCGCUGCGGACGAGGCCUUCCACUACGGCGAAUGGUCGAAGAUCUCGCCCAGAGAGCGCGGAAGGCUCAUGUACCGGUUGGCCGACCUCAUGGAGCAGCAUCGCGAAGAGCUGGCCACAAUCGAGGCCAUCGACGCCGGAGCCGUGUACACGUUGGCGCUGAAGACGCAUGUUGGCAUGAGCAUCGAGGUGUGGAGGUAUUUCGCGGGAUGGUGCGACAAAAUCCAUGUAAGUUGGGAAUUUUGCAGAAAACAUGGAGAUUUUUAG